GAGCAACCCACUUCGACCUCUAUCUGCACACAGUGCUAAGAAAAGUUGCUUUUUGAGCGAAGUUAACCAACUAUGAUCGCGACGCAGGAGGUCCAGAACUGCUUGACUGGAACCAAUUUGAAAGAUUUGGUCUGUCUAUCUUCAAGUGGUCUUUCUGCGCGUUAAAGCUUCGCAGAAUAGUUAGCUUAGCUUAGCUUAGCUUGCGAAAAAGAACAACGUGGUUUGAUGCUUGGACAUCAAGUUGGAGCCUCCUAAAGUGUGCGAAAUGUGUGCAAGAAGGACGCCAACCGCAAAGUUGGAGGCUGAACUUUGUGGCCCAAAGGAUCAGCGACGACUUCACCCCUCGACUGCGUGCAAAAUGCAAGUAAAAGUUGUUGGCAGACUAGCAGGUUUCAGCAAAUAUGUUGGUCUUGAGUGGCAGGAGUCUGAGUCUCCUGACGUUAAAGAGGAAGUCGAGCACCCGCAUAUCAAACAGGAAGAGUCGGAGCACCCUGAACAGCAAAAGAGAGAAAUACAACUUCCAAUCAAAAAGGAGGAGGUAGAGCUGCCAUACGUUAAAGAUAAGGAGGAUAUCACCAUGUCGACUGGUGAGCCCUUGAAGAGUGAUGAUGAUCCGAGUGAGGCCAGCAGAGGGGCGGAGCCUCCAAGCGGCAGCAGGAGCUCAACAGAAGGAUUGCAAACUGACAUUUUCACUGCUCCGUCAGUUAGAAAUUGUGCCACGUCACACUCAACUUACAAUAAUGAUGGUCAUAAGAAAUCUCACCUUGACGGCAAAAUUUGCAAAUGCUCUCAGUGUGGGAAAACCUUUGCUAAUAACUACAAUUGUCGUAUGCAUAUGAGGAGCCACACAGGUGAAAAACCUCUUGUCUGCUCAGUUUGCGGUCAAACAUUCACUUGGAAGAGCAACUUAAACAAACACACAAGAACCCACACUGGUGAAAAACCUUUUUGCUGCUCAGUUUGCGGUCAAACAUUCACUUGGAAGAGCAACUUAAACAAACACACAAGAACCCACACUGGUGAAAAACCAUUUCCCUGCUCAGUUUGUGGAAAAAGAUUCACUCAUAAGGGCACUUUAAACACACACACAAGAACCCACACUGGUGAAAAGCCUUUUUCCUGCUCAGUUUGUGGUCAAGGAUUCAGUCAAAAGCUAGACUUGAAAAGACACAAAACAACCCACACUGGUGAAAAACCCUUUUCCUGCUCAGUUUGUGGUCUAGGGUUGAGUCGCAAGAGCCACUUCAAAAGACACACAAUAACCCACACUGGUGAAAAACCUUUUUCCUGCUCAGUUUGUGGAAAAAGAUUCACUCAGAAGAGCGCCUUAAAUAGACACACAAGAACCCACACUGGCGAAAAACCUUUUUCCUGCUCAGUUUGUAGUCAAGAAUUCAAUCAAAAGCGAUACUUAAUAGCACACGCAAGAACCCACACUGGUGAAAAAUCUUUUUCCUGCUCAGUUUGUGGUCGAGGAUUCAUUCGGAAGGAUCAUAUGAAGAGACACAUGUGCGUUGGUGUUAGAAGCAGUGGCCAGUGACUCUUUUGCCUGUCAUCCAUGCUGCUUUCAUCAGAUUGUGCACGCAGGACAAUUGUAUUUUCAAGAGCUUCCUCAAAUCAUGUUGAGCAUUGGCACUUUUGGUGCUUUACAUGUGCUUUGUCCAGUCCUUGUAUUAUGUGGAUCCACACUAUUGCCUAAAUAUUGGCUCACCUGAUUUAACUCUCUAGUGGCAUUAUUUAUACAAUAAUCUCCCUCUUUCAAACCGCCCUUUUCACAGUUAUAUUUGAAACAGUAGACCCAAAAUUACAAAAAUUCUGAAAUACAUUAAUAAAUAAUGUAUUUACAUCAAUAUGGAAAAUUAUGAUUGGCUCACAAAUAAGUUUUUAUUUGUUUUUUUUUUGGGGGGGGGGGAUUAUAAAAUAAUUUAAAAAAAAACUAUUUCUACUCUUGAUUGGCAGUGGCUGAAUAAAGUUGGGGAUAUAAGGGCUAUGCGAUUAAAGUCGUACUGUUACUACUCGAGAAAAGUCUGCUUACGUAGGAGUAAUGUAGCUGAAUAAGCGGCUACGCACUUUACAUAUAUGUACCUUAGCUGGUAGCUACGACGAUUCUGAAAUGCAGCCUUACGAGAUGCUUUCAUUAUUGUUGAUUUUAGCAGAGGCGGCGACGGGCAACGUAAAAUACAUAGCUGCUCAUUCAUAGCCAUCGUACGACUUAUUUUGUUGUCAUGACAGUUUGACUUUUUAUUUCUCAUUGUAAAAAUACUAGGGCUGUCCCAAACGACUAAUUUUCUCCUGAUUAGUCAGCCGACUAUUUUUACGAUUAGUCGACUAAUCUAAUAAUUUUAAAAAAAUGUUUUUGGUUUUUUUGUUUACUAAUUUAGCAAUGAAAUUUUUGUUGACGCUUAUCAAUUCACAAAAAAACAUACUGGAACACUUAAAUUAUUUAUUAAAGUAUAAAUAAACACGUAAAUAACAAUAAUAAAUCACAAAUAAACAAUGAGUUCAAAUGCUGAUAGAAUUAACUAGUGUAGCAUCCUGAUUGAAAAGAUGGUCUCGUAAACUGAUAGUUUACAACUUUUAUUCCAUCCUUGAUAUAAUCACACUGUAAGAGCUACGGUGCACACAAAUAAAACAACACAAUUAGAAAUUAACGAAAACUUUUUACCUUUUUCCUUUUAAACCUUAUUUAUAUAUCAAUGAAUUGCCUAUAUGAAUUGCCUUCACCUUAAUUUAUUACCUUAUCAUUGAGAGUCUCUCCCUUGAGUGCAAUCACUGUAUAUACUGUAUAUAUUUAUGACCUUUUAACCUUAUAUAAUUUUCUAUACCAUACAAUAAACCAUAACAUGAAAUAAACCUUUCAAUUAGCAUUAAGAACAAUACUAAUAGCACUUACAGGCCCAUUGUCAAUGAAACAUUGUUAUUUAGUAAGGCGACAGCACCCUCUGGUGUACAAAAAAUGAAAAAAAAAAUUACAAACUGCGUGAAGGCGCUUGAAGUGUUUAUUCACGGCCGACGUGCAGCCAAGCUUGGCAUUGAAGAGACACGACAGAAGAGUGUACUCUCCUUUGUUUCUUUGAAAUAAGGCAAUGUUUUGGACACUCUGGUGCGCUUUUUUGGCUUUGUGCCGCUUUCCCCGAUUGCAUACAGAGCAUCCGACGUUCUGAACUUUCCGCGCAUAUAUUUUUUUAACCCUUCAUUAACCGUCGACGGGAUGUUGUGCUCGUCGACGGAUUUACGUCAUCGAUGACGUCGACUAUGUCGACUAGUCGGGACAGCUCUAAAAAAUACAACUUUAAUUGGACAUACAGUGGGGCAAAUAAGUAUUUAGUCAACCACCAAUUGUGCAAGUUCUCCUACUUU
Corythoichthys intestinalis (scribbled pipefish) is the source of this 3360-nucleotide messenger RNA. RefSeq names its product oocyte zinc finger protein XlCOF6.1-like. Lineage: Eukaryota; Metazoa; Chordata; Actinopteri; Syngnathiformes; Syngnathidae. The coding region runs from base 266 to 1540 and encodes 424 amino acids. The record is from RefSeq and is a predicted model, not a curated record. Gene Ontology annotation, molecular function: DNA-binding transcription factor activity, RNA polymerase II-specific; RNA polymerase II cis-regulatory region sequence-specific DNA binding. The transcript has 2 exons. Gene Ontology annotation, biological process: regulation of DNA-templated transcription.